AUGUCAUCCAGCACGACCAACGCGUCCCCGCUUGGGGAAGAGGAGAAGCCUCUGCGCGGGGACGCCACAUACCCGAGGCAUGAUAACUCAGCCUGGUUCGUUGGAGUCGGUAUCGUGGAUGCAGCCGACAAGGAGGAGGAUGGUCAGAUUGUCUGGCGUGGCACCUAUACCAACACCGGUGACAGUCGUUUUGGUCACACGACCCAGAAGCUACAGGAGCUACAGGAGCUGGGGGUUCUGAAAGAGGCCAUUGCAGAGUCACUCGAGGCCUUCGAAGCGCUCAGGCUGAAGUAUGGCAUGCGAAGACAAGGCGGAGGUUCUGGAGGCGUUUGGUCAAUUCUUGGAGAGUCGGGCGCCAUUGUCGCUCUUAAAGGAAGCAAUGUGUUCCGUAUCGGCCCCGACGAUUACAAGAAUCUGCAGCAUAGCCGCAUACCGGACGACAUUGCAGAGCGGACUGUGCCGCCGUACUUCUGGCAGCUUCGUCCAUCCGAGCCCAGUUCGAGAACUGCAAAGUCAAGAGACACCAAGUAUCUCGACGUGGCAUUCGAGAUCCACGAGUCCAAAGCAGGCCAAAUCACAGUCCAGGUCCAUCCCGUCAUGCCUUGGACUCCCAAGGAGAUUGAGGACGUUCCCGAUUGGGUGUCAUCAAUGUUUGCAGAGAAGCUGAGCGGGAGAGCUGCCGAGCACCGGCACCGAUUGGACCAGGCAGCUGAGGCCGGCGGAAGAGCCUUCAGUGGCUUCGAGACCAGGGUUCUCAGCGCCACCACGUCGCUGCUCGAAAAGGGCCUGCUCGAGGGUCGCGUGAUCACCAACCCAAAAAAUGAUAGGCUCCACUCUCUUCACGACUUUAUCGUCAGCUCGUUGCAAAGAGAGAUGGAGUCUAUCGCCAGCUCGGUGCAGGCGGAAGCAGAAGCCCCGGCCGUGAGGGAGCAGGAAGGCGGCUCAUCUGCCAGGCGUGGCAAGGGAAGAGCGCUGGAACCCAGAGUCUCUGGUUUGGGCCGACUGGAUGACCACAGACGAGGUUUGAUCGACCGCACCGGCGUAUUUGAGUCCCGCGACCUGGCACAAGGUGAAGCUCGCAAUGCCCCAUCCAUACUGCGGAUCAUCGACGAGUCUCUCAAGCUGUCUGCCGAAGCAGCUAAACAGGACCAAAGGAGGCAGGAGCGCGAACGGUUCAUCCACGACCAGGGGAUUGAACGAGGUAUUCGUGAGGCGAGGGGCGCACCGCCUUCCUAUGACGACGGCUCAUCGGUGUGGGGGUCCUUAGGGACCCAAGGUGAUCGAUGGGAGCUUUCGACGACGUCGAAAGCGUCGGAUGUGAAGAAUUCCAUGAUGCCUUCGACACUUCCGUGGGAAGGAACUCAUGUCUCGACGCCAGCUACCCAAGCCGAAUCCGGUCCAGGCAACAGCCUCAAUGACCCUCUCUCGGCACACCUUCCGACGUCACAGCUUCCGCAAAGGCCCUCGAGGUCGAGAUCGGCGAGGCGCAGAUGGUGGCACUGUUUUGGUACCCCAGACGAGUAUGACAGGCAGUGA
Messenger RNA from Dioszegia hungarica, 1536 nucleotides. RefSeq lists its product as uncharacterized. Bases 1 to 1536 code for a protein of 511 amino acids. NCBI's taxonomy places the organism in Eukaryota, Fungi, Basidiomycota, Tremellomycetes, Tremellales, Bulleribasidiaceae. The record is from RefSeq and is a predicted model, not a curated record. The transcript has 4 exons.